CUCCGCCGUAGAAACCACCCAUCAACAACCACAAAAUGGGUAUGAAACCAUGGUGUUGGCCCGGAACAUGGGUUUAGGAGUAGAUCAUCAUAUGUUGCUUCAUAAUUCAACAAAGAUUCUAUCCACUAAUAAUAUCAUAGAUGUUGUCCCUAAUUCUAGUGGGUCCCAUGGUGGUGAUGGUGGUGUUGUUAGGUGGCCAAGACAAGAAACUCUUUGUCUUCUUGAAGUUAGAUCUAAACUUGACCAUAAGUUUAAAGAAGCUAAUCAAAAAGCUCCUCUUUGGGAUGAAGUUGCUAGGGUAAUGUUGGAGGAGCAUGGAUAUCAAAGAACAGGCAAAAAAUGCAGGGAAAAGUUCGAAAAUUUGUACAAAUACUACAAGAAAACUAAGGAAGGUAAAGCAGGAAGACAAGAUGGAAAACACUAUAGAUUUUUCAAACAACUUGAUGCACUCUUUGGAGAAAAUCACCCAUUAAAUUCAGAUAAUACCCACCAAAUUUCUGAAAUUAUUACUUCUUUUAACAAAAACCCAACAAUCCCAACUAAUUUGGGAACAUUUGAAAACCAUCCCUUAAGCUGUCCUCCAAGUGUAAGCCUCUCAAAUUCAUCAAAUUAUGAUACAUCCUCUUUAGAUGAUAUUAUAAGAGAAAAGAAGAAAAAGAGAGGAAAGGGUAGUUGGAAGGCUAAGAUAAAAGAGUUUUUAGAUCAUCAAAUGAGGAAAAUAAUGGAAAAACAAGAAGAUUGGGUUGAGAAAAUGAUGAAAAUAAUGGAAAAUAGAGAAAAAGAAAGGAUUGAAAGGGAAGAACAAUGGAGGAAACAAGAAAUUGAAAGAAUGGAAAAAGAAUAUAAGUUUUGGGCCAAUGAACGGGCUUGGAUUGAAGCCCGAGAUUUAGUCAUCAAAUCUGCAUUAGAAAAGAUAAGCAAUGAUCAUCAUCAUCAUGGUUUUGAUCAUGAUCAUGAUGAGAAUCAAUGGUUGGAAAGUGAGGUCACACGGCUUAUCCAACUCCGGAGUAGUAUGGAAUCAAGGUUUCAACAAUGUGGGUUUUUAGAGGAUGUUUUGUGGGAAGAUAUUGGUGCAAAAAUGUCAUUUGUUGGGUAUGAUAGAAGUGGGAUAGUGUGCAAAGGGAAAUGGGAUAGUAUUAUUAAUAAUAAGUAUUUUCAAGAGAAAGAUAAUAAUCUUAUUAUUAGGGAUAUUAAUGAGGUUAAGAAGAAGAGAAAGGAGAAUUAUGGAGAGGUUAGUAAUACUAAUAAUGAUUAUAAUAAUAAUAAUAAUAAUAAUAAUAAUAAUAAUAAUAAUAAUAAUAAUAAUAAUAAUAGUGAUCAUAAUAAUGAAGGUUGUGGUGGAAUCGAAGGAUUAUACAUGAAUCAUCAUUUGGGAAGUUUAAGUACUAAUUGUGAGUUUAAUAAUAAUAAUAAUAAUCCAAGGCUUCAACUUAAUGAAGGUUCAUCUUCCCUAUCUUCUCACAAUUCAAACGUUAAUCAGAGAAUUAUGGGUUGACAUAGUGGUUGAAAGACGGGUUUGAUUCUGACUACUUAAAAAAUGAUUAAUUUUUUUUGUUUGUAGGGGAUUCUCUAGGCUUACCUCUAUAAAUAGAAUGUUGAUCAUGUUAUUGUUACUAUUAAUGCUAAUAUUAAUGCUAACGCUAAUGCUAAUGUUGGUAUUGGUAGUGAUAGUAGUAGUAGACUAAUGCUAAUGUUGGUAUUGGAUGAACCUCAACAAUGGAAGAAAUCAAUUUUCUUAAUUAUAUUUUUAUGGUGUAAUUAAAUGAAUAACUAGUCAGCUAAUAUUGGUGGUUCUGAAUAUGUGUAGGAUGUUUGAUUGUAUAGGCCCUGAAUAUCAGUUUACAUUAGUUUUUCUUUAAUUUACUUACAAGUUUUUAGGCUCCAAAAUUGCAAAAAAUAAUGUAAGAUGAUUAGGACUUUAAAAAUUAUUGUGUAUUUUUGCU
Molecule: messenger RNA, 1943 nt
Organism: Amaranthus tricolor (Joseph's coat)
Lineage: Eukaryota; Viridiplantae; Streptophyta; Magnoliopsida; Caryophyllales; Amaranthaceae
Product: trihelix transcription factor PTL-like
Exons: 2
Coding region: 50-1495 (481 amino acids)
Source: RefSeq, a predicted model, not a curated record